UGAGCUAGCUAGAACAUUCUUCAUCUCUCUACACACGUACGUACACUUCACUAUUGAUUAUAACGCUUUUAUUUUGCCAUAUAGAGUGCAUGUGGCAUCGAAUUUUCAAGAACCACAUUAUCUUCCCUUAUAUAUACAACAACCUCGUAACUUGUAUAUUCAAUCAGCUUCAAGAAAAACAAUUCAGAUAUAGCCAUAGUCCAACCCAUAUAGUCUCAUUGCUUUCAAUUUUCCAAUACUUUUUCUGAGUACCAAAACAGAAGGCACAUCCGCACAUACACAUUCCAACGUACAAAAUGAGGCACUUUUUAGUACUAGUACCACUGAUCUUGCUUGUUUUUGCUGGUUUUCCAUCCAAAGCAAAAGGGUCUCUGCUACCAUUCACAAAUCAUCAAAAUACCCUCUUGGCUGAUCUAUGGUCUAAUCAUUUCCCUGAUCCAUUUCGCGUGUUAGAGCAAAUCCCAUUUGGGGUUGACAAAGAUGAAACAUUCACAGCUCUAUCAUCACAUGCAAGAGUGGAUUGGAAGGAGACACCAGAAGGGCAUGUCAUAAUGCUAGAUGUGCCAGGGUUGAAGAGAGAUGAGAUCAAGAUAGAAGUGGAAGGGAAUAGAGUGCUGAGAGUGAGUGGAGAAAGGAAGAGGGAAGAGGAGAAGGAAGGGGAUCACUGGCAUAGAGUGGAGAGAUCCUAUGGCAAAUUCUGGAGGCAGUUCAAGGUGCCAGACAAUGUGGACUUGGAUUCUGUCAAGGCUAAGAUGGAGAAUGGAGUGCUUACUCUCACAAUGAACAAGUUGUCACCUGAUAAGGUCAAAGGUCCAAGGUUGGUCAGCAUUGCAGGGGAUGAUGAGCAAGCUCCCAAGCUCAAGGGUAAAGAAGACAAGCAGGAGCUUUGAAUUAUUCAUAAAUGAUAAUAACUUUAUCAUACAGACUUCUUAUGUGUGUCAGUAAAAAAGGGUUUGUAAUUUGUAGUUUGUUUUGUGAAUAAAAGGGUUCUGAAAAAAUCUUUGCUUGUUUUAAUGUGUUA
Molecule: messenger RNA, 1021 nt
Organism: Glycine soja
Lineage: Eukaryota; Viridiplantae; Streptophyta; Magnoliopsida; Fabales; Fabaceae
Product: 22.0 kDa class IV heat shock protein-like
Exons: 1
Coding region: 297-890 (197 amino acids)
Biological process (GO): protein folding; response to heat; protein complex oligomerization
Source: RefSeq, a predicted model, not a curated record